Molecule: messenger RNA, 4575 nt
Organism: Symbiodinium pilosum
Lineage: Eukaryota; Dinophyceae; Suessiales; Symbiodiniaceae
Source: the annotation of a GenBank genome assembly
AUGUCUUCAAAACAUGCCAGCCCAGGCAUCGUUUUCCCCCUUCUGCCGGCGAUAGCAGAGCAUUUCGGCGCUGAUGCAACAGCCGUUGGCAGCUUGGCGACCGCCUUCUCUGUAGCUCAGGUGAUCUUCACACCUGUGCUUGGGCGCGCGUCAGAUAAGUAUGGACGGCGGCCUGUGCUUUUGAUUGCAGUCUUCGGAACUAUGGUGUCGACUGCGAUGACUGGCUUUGCCUGGAGUUUUCCAAUGAUAGUUGCUGCCCGCGCCAUAAACGGGGCAAGUGGAGGUACGGUGGGUAUUGCGAAUGCAUAUAUCGCUGAUGCCACGACCGGUGAGGAGAAAUCCGUGUAUAUCUCUUACUUGCAGGCCUGCAAUUCCAUAGGCAUCAUUGUUGGCCCGGCUCUUGGAGGCGUUCUCAGCCACCUUGGUUUUUCAGUGGCUUGCUACGUCUCAGCUGGCCUUUCUGGGCUUAAUCUUGUGAUUGGGGUUUUCUUUCUGACGGAGGCCAAGCCUCGCGGAAAUCAGGCCAGAGAGGCAGCAGCUUCCCUAACUGCUGAGGGUGAUGCAGCCCAGAGCAGUGAAGGUGGGGCAGGAACGCAGGUGGCAGCCGAGGAGAGUGGAGGAGGCGGUGCGCGGCUAACAACACGACAAUCCUCUGCAGAUACUGGCCUUGACUACAUCCCGUGGUCGGCUGGGCUGCUCUUCGGUGCGGGCUUCCUCUUCAUGCUGGGUUUUGCUUCCUUCGAAAGUGUGACAGGAUACUACCUCAUGGACAUUUAUUUCCCUGGAGACCAGGUUGCGAGUGGCCAAUUCUACGGAGCACUGUUCACCGUUGCUGGUGUUACCAUGUUCCUUGUGGCUGUUUUCGUUUACAAGCCAUUGCUGAAGCUCUUCGGGGAGAAUAUUACAAUAGUCCUUGGUGGCAUCUUCCGAACUCUUGGUUUUCUCGGCAUGGCAUUUGCUCCGACUCCAUUCUGGUUCGCAGUCAGUGCGGUCUUCCAAGUUUCGGGCGGCAACCUCAUUUCACCCACCACGUCCUCACUCCUGACAACGAUUUGUUCAAAGAAGAUCUACGGCAGGGCCCUGGGCUACCAGCAGGCAUUUCAGUCGAUUGCGCGAAUAUUUGCGCCCAUGAUAUUUGGAUACCUGUACGACCAUUACGACAAGCGCAUCACCUUUUGGAUCAAUGCGGGCACCAACGUCCUGGCAGUGCCCAUGAUUAUCUGCGUUCCACGGCCAAGCCAAGAGCCAGAUUUUGAGGUCGUGGAUGCAAACGUUUCCUGCAUGGAGCGUCAGACAUCCGUCCCGCCCUCCUUGGACGGGAACGCGCACCACCCUACGUUGCGGCGAGCGCUGUCGGGCAAGUGCGAGCCAGGAGCUGCCACCAACGGUGCCAGCAUGCAGAGAGUCCCUGAGGGCGAGUCCAGAACCGCUCCCUCAGACUUUGCUAGCUCUGACCGGGCACAUCGGACCCUGGCCACCCUGGCCCACUUCCACAACUCAGCACUUGACGCUUUGGCCCGACGGGGCACAGAGAUGCUGCCAGAGUUCCCGGUUCAGGCGGCUCUGGAGAAAGCUCUUUGCGAAGUCGUCCGUCACAAGGUGCACCAAUACCGACCGCGCGAUCUCACCAACACGUUAUCCAACCUGGUGCGGGCCACGGCGACAGCGCAGACCCUGAGCAUGACACUUAUGGACGCCGCUGCUGCAGAAGGCGUCAACAAGAUACAAGGGUACAGUGUGCAGAACCUGGCCAAUUCAGUUCAAGAUCUUGCCACACUGGCUGCAGCAAACAGGCUCAGACACAUUGCCCAGUUUGAGCCCCAAGCGCUGACCAACACUGCAGGGGCCCAUGACUGCGAUGUCUUUGAAGAUGGUGGUUCAGACAAUCCCAGCGCAAAUCGAACAGAGCCUAAUCCUUUUCUACGGCGCAAGAAGGUGCUGCUGGAUGCUGUUGGCCAUGAGGCUUUGCAGAAGGCCUUGCAUAGGACAGGUGGCUUGUGGCCUUUUCUGCAGAGCCAAUCUUUGCUCAUUGGGUAUGCCGCUGGGCAGCCUGCAGUUUUGUUUGAGAGGAAUGUGUUCGCUGCGAAGGACACUGGCGAUGCGGCUGAUCAGGAGCUGCGAGUUUUCAUGCCGGUGGCAGAAGAUACAAUUGCACGGCAUGUUGAGCUGGAUGUGAAGGAGAACUACCUUCGCGUCUGUUUGCGAGGAGAGCCACUGAUAGAAGGUGAGCUGUGGGGCCUUGCAGAUGUAGAUGAUACGUAUUUUGAAUUAGAAAAUCGAGAGCAAGGCCGAUUCCUGGUAUUGUAUCUGGCAAAAGCCAGCGUUGAGACGUGGGAGGAAAUCCUUCGCCCAUGUUACACCUGGGAGCCUGCUGGUCGACACAACGAGGAGAUACGCAUUUACAUACCUUUGAGGGAUGAGUUAAGGCCAUCAGACAUUGAUUUUCAGCUUGCGAACGGCCGCCUUCGCUUGGGAUGCAAAGGACAAGAACCACUGCUAGAUGGGGAGCUCUGGGGUGCAGUCGAACUCGAAGAUUGUGACUGGAUGAUCGAUGUUCAUAAUGGCCAGCGCUCCAUCGUCGUCUCCUUAGGCAAGCUACAUGUGCGCGAGCACUGGGAGAGACUCUGGAAGAGCGAGGAGGGCAAGACAGGCUGGCCAACCUUCAAGCCAGGCUCGCGGAAAGAUGUUGACAUGGCAGUCCUUGGUUCCCUGGAUUACGUACACACUCUCCUGAACCAGCGCGAUGUGGACUAUGCCAGAGACUACUUGAAUCAUGUCCUCCCACCUGAGGAGGAGGACAGGUUGUUCGAAGCCCUCGCAAAAGAAGCCUUGAAAAAGUCUGGGCCUGAGACGGACAUGGUCAUGCCGCAGCUGUUUGGGCUUGAUGCCUGCACCUUAGGAAGUUGUGCGGCUGCAGAAUGGUUUUCAAAGAGGAUUCGCGAUGCUGUGGGCACGUACCAGCAUGGCUGCAUUGUCAACCAGCGGUACGGCUUCCGCACGUUCUGUGCUGUGGAGCUCCUUGACACGCUUUUCCUGCUUCCUUGCACCUUCCAGUUGAUAUGUCUCACCGUUAACUACGACGAUCGCGUGCAGUCUCGGCUGCAGGAGGCCAAGCACGAGAAAGAGCGGCUGUCGGAUUCCUAUCAUAGAUGCAUCCAGGAGAUGGAUGAACAGCUGCGAGCUGUCUCUGAAUCAAACAUCCUGCUUGCAGAGCAAAACUUUGCAGACAGGAAGAAAGACUUUGCGGCCUUUCUCAGCCAGUUGGUCAGCUGGUGCUCACGUGUGCCAGAACAUGACCAGGACCAGUUGGUGCAAGAGCUGCGCAUCUUCGUUGACCUUUGGCUUCGGGUCUAUGGCGAAGUGUCUAUCAACCCUGCACGGAGGCCUCUCCAGUUAGACCGGUCGGCGCUGGACCGGUGCAAGACAGCAGAGGAGCUGCUGAGAGCGGCGCGUAGCAUGACCCUGUCAGCCAGCACUGCGGUGGGCACUUCCUAUGAGUCCCAUUUGCAAACCUUGCAUCAGCUGAAAGACUCGGUUCCACCUCCGACGACGCGGAGAGAACAGAUUAGGCGGAGCUUGCGGGAGCCAUCGCGUUCUGCGCGGCCUUCGUCAUGGUGUCAAUGCCUUCCUGGGAGCUGUUACUUUCAGUUCUCUGCUUCUGAGGAUGAAGACCACUUGUGUGACUUCUCCUGCUGCCUUUGCCGACUGGUGCUGCUAAGUGCAGACCAUGCUUUGUUGUUGCUGGCUUUGCUUGCUGGUGUGAUACUGAUCGCUAUCACAGCGCUUUUUCCAGUUCUGAGCACCGAUAGGACUUGGCGAAAAGCUGGUGUAGACUUUCUCCUGGACGCUGCUCCUCUAGUGAUCUACGUUGUAUGUUUGGCCGUGCUUCUUGCUCGCAUCGAGCGAAUCAGUGCUCUCAUCGCCAUGCGCCGUGAAGUGCACCAAGCACAAGAGAUGCAGACCUUCAUCGGGGCUGUCAAGGACGACCUGCUUUCCUACUGGGCUGCUGUCAGUGACAUCACGGAUCUCUGGUGCAACCGCACGUUGCCACGCCUGGAGCUGCUGAAGGAGCUGCACUGCCAACUCAUCGCAUCCUCUCCCGAGCUGCUGGUGAAAAGUCUUUGCGAUCUUAACAGCCGCCUGUGCAGACUGGAGGAGGCUGUCGGUGAUGUGAAGGAAUGGUGGGUUGCGCAGCACGAAGGGCGAGCACCGCAACUGCAACCCCGCGUCAGCUUACUUCUUCGCUCGCGGACUUUGGAUGGACUGGAGGACGGUGCAGAAGGCAGCUUCUCGCAACGUCUGGACUCGAUGAUCGUGGAGAUUAACAGCGAGGUUGGGCGUCCCGGAUCAAGCCAGCUGCCCCUUCAGAUGGCAGACUUCCUCCGAGAAAGCCCUGGACAAAGCUUCCAGGCGAGAUCGCAGGGCUCCUUCGACAUCGAGACUGGUGCCAAGAGACCCUCGCUUCUAUCCUUCAUAGGAGAGCCAGCCGGCCCACAGCGCUCGGAAGGUGACUUACGAAACCUCGACUCCUUCUGCGCCAGUGCCAGUGAUGGGCGUCAGACUGGCUCCAGCUGA